AUGGCUAAGCGCCAGGCAACUGAACAAAUCACAAGAGAUGAUUUUAAUGAAAAUCUACAAGAACAUGAAGAAGCCAAUGGCCGUCCGAUUAAAGCAUCAUCUCAAGUUCUCUCAAGUAGGAAGAUUUUAAAACCCAGGAGCAAAUUAGGUGGGGAUCAAAAUGGGUUUGCUUCUACUCCAUUCAAAGUACAGCAAAGCUCGUUUAAUUUUGCUCAACCCUCCAAACCAACAAAUGAAAAAGACAAUAAAAUCAAAGCAUUAAAUGAUAAUUUCAUACAAAAAAUUAAUGAACUAAAUAAAUCAAAUACAAUAACAAACUUUACCAAAAUUGCUGAAAAAUAUAUUGCAUAUUUUAAAGAGAUAGAAAACUCGGAUACAACAAAAUCACAAAAAUCACAAUCACUACCUCCACCAAAAAUAGAACAAAUUGAUGAAAUUCAAGAUGCAAAAUCAGACGUAGAAAGUGAGGAAGAGAAAAAACAAGUUAAAAUCCAAGGUCCUACAUUCAGCUUUAAUAAUUCAUCAACCGUCACUAAAUCCCCAUUUACAUUUGAUCCUAAAAAGAUUGCGAAAAUAAAUGCACCAGAUUCUGAUGAAUCUGAAGAUGAGGUUCAAAUUAAAGGACCUACUUUUCAAUUUAAUAAGGAAAUAAAAGAUAAUGUAUUCAAGCUCCCCACCAAUUCAACAAGUACUUCUUUUUUCAAACCUUCUACAACUGAACCACAAGCUAGUCAAGUAAAUAACACAUCUACAACUUUCAAAUUUGGAGCUGGGACUGACCAGAACUCGCAAGAACCAUCUAAGUCACCUUUCUCAUUCACCUCAACUUCAAAACAAACGGACCCAGAAAAACCAGUAUCAUUUGGAUCAACCAACAGUAAUUCUGCCUUUUCUUUUGGAACUUCCCAACCGACUGAUUCCAGUAAAUCUGUAUUUUCAUUUUCAAAACCAAGCACUGGAUCAAGCGAAACAAGUAAAGCAUUUUCAUUUAUAUCACCUGACGCUACCGCAAAAAAAGAAGAUGCAGUCAAAUCAAGUGGUUUUUCAUUUCCUAAACCAACAGAACAAAAUAAUGCUUUUUCUUUUGGAGAAACUAAAAAAUCUGUCGACGCAGGAUCAUCAACAGAAACAAGUAAGGACUUUUCAUUCAAGCCUGCCGAAUCAAAUAAACCAUUUUCUUUCGGAGCAACUAGUCAACCUUCAGAGAAAGCUUUUUCAUUUGGAGCUAAAAGUACUUCCGCAAACAAAGACACUGAAUCUAACAACACACCUUCCAAUCAAUCUGAAUCAACUAAACCUUCAACUUUCACAUUCCCUAAAUUUAACGAAUCUGGACAAAAGGAUUCAACUGACAAACCUUCAUCAUUAUUUGGAGCAAAACCUUCUUCAAAUUUUUCAUUCACUCCGGCAUCAUCAACUACAACCAACUCUGCGUUCAGUUUUACUAGUUCUAAUACUAAUACCACUUCAGCAUUCAAUUUCAAACCCUCAUCCAAUACUCUAGCAUCAAAUUCAAAUCCAUUUGGAGGUAUAAACAACAACAAAGAAAAUCAAAACACAGAAGAAUCAGUUGAAGAACAUGAAGUCGAUACAAAUUUCACUCCUAUAACACAAAUGAAUGAGAAACAAGACACUCCAUCUGGUGAAGAAAAUGAAGAAACAAAAUAUACAAUAAGAGCUAAAUUAAUGGAAUUUAACGCAUCGGAUUCAACAAAUCCUUAUGUGAAUAAAGGUUUAGGUGAUUUAAAAAUACUACAUAAUAAAAUCACUGGGAAAUCAAGAAUUUUAAUAAGAGCUGAAGGAAGUAUGAGAGUUUUAUUAAAUACAUUAAUCUCAAAGGAUAUAUCUUAUGAUUCAAUAGGCAACGGAAAUUUGAUAAGAGUUCCAGUAUUUGAAAAUAAUAAAGUUGUAACUUACAUAAUUAAAGUCAAAACAGCAGAUGAUGGAAAAAUUUUAUUACAUACAAUUAAUGAAUCUAAAUAA
This is a messenger RNA of Lodderomyces pseudojiufengensis, 1983 nucleotides long. Its product is annotated as nucleoporin. Bases 1 to 1983 code for a protein of 660 amino acids. Gene Ontology annotation, cellular component: nuclear pore. The record is from RefSeq and is a predicted model, not a curated record. Gene Ontology annotation, biological process: intracellular transport. NCBI's taxonomy places the organism in Eukaryota, Fungi, Ascomycota, Pichiomycetes, Serinales, Debaryomycetaceae. The transcript has a single exon.